AACUGCCGCGCCGCCGGCUCCCGGGAGUCAGAGCCGGCCGGGCCGCUGCCGUCGCAGCGUGCGUGCCAUGGAACACCGCAUCGUGGGGCCGGGACCCUACCGCGCCACCAAGCUGUGGAAUGAAACUGUUGAGCUUUUUCGCACUAGGAUGCCUUUACGGAAACACCGCUGUCGAUUCAAAAGUUAUGAUCACUGCUUCACAGCGGCCGAAGCUGUGGAUUGGCUGCAUGAACUAUUGAGGCGCAGUCAAAACUUUGGCCCUGAGGUGACUCGUAAACAAACAGUCCAGCUGCUGAAAAAAUUCCUGAAAAAUCAUGUUAUUGAAGACAUCAAAGGAAGAUGGGGUCAGGAGGAUUUUGAAGACAACCGUCAGCUGUACAGAUUUCCUCCUUCCUCGCCCCUGAAACCAUAUCCAAAGAAGCUUCCCUACCAAAAGGAUGUUAUUAAAUUUCCAGAGUGGAAUGAUCCCCCACUGCGCACUUCGCAAGAGAACAUUCCUGUGAGGCCAGUGGUAAUGAAUUCUGAAAUGUGGUUCAAGCGUCACAGUAUUGCUAUUGGAGAGGUACCUGCUUGCCGCCUGGUCCACCGCAGACAGCUGACAGAGGCCAAUGUAGAAGAGAUAUGGAAGUCUAUGACCUUAUCCUAUUUACAGAAAACUCUUGGCCUGGGUUCCUUAGAAGAAGUUUUAGAUGUUAAACUUGUUAAUUCCAAGUUCAUCAUUCAUAAUGUGUAUAGUGUGAGCAAGCAGGGAGUUGUUAUCCUUGAUGACAAGUCAAAAGAACUUCCUCAUUGGGUAAUGUCAGCUAUGAAGUGUUUGGCAAAUUGGCCUAAUUGUUCUGAUUUGAAACAACCUAUGUAUUUAGGAUUUGAAAAAGAUGUCUUUAAAACAAUUGCAGAUUACUAUGGUCAUUUGAAGGAACCUCUGCUUACAUUUCAUCUUUUUGAUGCCUUUGUCAGUGUACUAGGUUUGUUACAGAAAGAAAAAAUGGCCAUUGAAGCAUUUCAGAUUUGCUGCCUCCUUCUGCCACCAGAAAAUAGGAGAAAGUUACAGCUAUUGAUGCGGAUGAUGGCAAGGAUCUGCUUAAAUAAAGAGAUGCCACCGUUGUGUGAUGGCUUUGGCACCCGAACCCUGAUGGUUCAGACAUUUUCACGUUGCAUCUUGUGCUCCAAGGAUGAAGUGGACUUGGAUGAGUUAUUAGCUGCCAGGUUGGUGACAUUUCUGAUGGACAAUUACCAGGAGAUUUUGAAAGUACCUUUGGCUUUGCAGACCUCCAUAGAGGAGCGUGUGGCUCAUCUCCGAAGGGUCCAGAUAAAAUAUCCAGGAGCUGAUAUGGAUAUUACUUUAUCUGCCCCAUCAUUUUGCCGACAAAUUAGUCCCGAGGAGUUUGAAUACCAAAGAGCAUUCGGCUCUCAGGAACCUCUGGCAGCCUUGUUGGAGGAAAUCAUAACAGACAACAAACUCUCUAUGAAAGAGAAGAAGAAAAAAUUGAAGCAGUUUCAAAAAUCUUACCCUGAAGUCUAUCAAGAACGAUUUCCUACACCUGAGAGUGAAGCACUUCUGUUUCCUGAAAAGUCGAAACCCAAACCACAGUUGCUAAUGUGGGCACUAAAAAAUCCUUUUCAACCGUUUCAAAGAACCAGAAGUUUUCGAAUGUAAUACUUCUAUAGCCAUUAGAGACAUCUGCUUUGGCUGUUUUGGAUAAAUGGAUAAAUAGAAAAAGUGAACUAUGAUGAAGAAAUAAUGAAGAGCAUAAAAUAGACUACUAAAAUAUAAAGGUUAUCUGAUUUCAAAAAAUGUUGAGCCAUGUCAGUAUUUUUAUAAAACGGCUGUUUUUAAAGUGCACAGAUUAGUUAAAAAUUAUGAGACAAGCAUACAUUGGUAAUGUUAACAUGUCAUUAAUUGUUACAGAAUUUAAAAGUGUUUUCAUUUUUUUUUUCAUCAUUUUUAUAAAAUACUUGUGUGUACAUCCUAGUUAUGGAUGUCUUUGUUACAACCAGGUCUUUAUAUUAAUGUAUAUACUUGAACAAGAAAGGCACUGGGUACUGUUACUGUGAUGCUAUUGACUUAAUAGCCAGUUGUGAUUUCUCCUUUGUAAAUUCUGUUUGUCAUUGUUGCACAAAGAUUUUUGAUAUCUUGUAUUUUAACUGUCUUUUAUUGCAGAUUUUUUGGAUGGCAUGGCACAUGGCAGGUUUACUAAGGUGGUUCUUUUAUAACAUAUAUUUUAGUCGGUGUUUACCUCUAAGUGGUAUCUGCCUGCAGUGGUAUAAUGUUAGUCUUGGCUGGAGAUGGAAAAUUAGAGUGGAUAAAUUCAUACAGUUCCCUUAAAACUGUGAUUCUAAGUGAAAAUUUUGUUUCAUGGAAAAUACAAAUGGGUCAAAUAAAAUGAGACUACUUCAUAGAUAUUUUUCUCUAGCCACCUCAUCCUCUUG
Messenger RNA from Condylura cristata (star-nosed mole), 2430 nucleotides. It is a transcript of the gene DEPDC1B, whose product is annotated as DEP domain containing 1B. The transcript is spliced from 11 exons. The record is from RefSeq and is a predicted model, not a curated record. Gene Ontology annotation, biological process: intracellular signal transduction; positive regulation of Wnt signaling pathway. The coding region runs from base 68 to 1657 and encodes 529 amino acids. NCBI's taxonomy places the organism in Eukaryota, Metazoa, Chordata, Mammalia, Eulipotyphla, Talpidae.